AUGGUUCCAAGCAUCCGGGGCGCUCGCAAGCGUCUGAUUGUCUGCUGCGAUGGCACAUGGAUGGACUCUCUGGGUAGCAAAGGCUCGGAGCCCCAAUCCAACGUGACCCGGAUCUCGCGCGUUCUUCGACGGACGUGCCAGGACGGCACUCAUCAGAUCAUCAUGUAUCAUGCUGGUGUCGGUAGCUCAGAGAGCAAGGUAGACAAGCUCACCGGAGGCCUGUUCGGUGUCGGCCUUGACCAGCUAACCACCCCAUGCGUCAAGAGCAUCAGAGAGGUAUACAACUUCAUUUGCACCAACUAUGUGGACGGAGACGACAUCAUCCUGAUUGGAUUCUCCCGCGGUGCCUUUACCGCGCGCUCCGUUGCCGACAUGAUUGCGACUGUUGGCUUGCUGACCCCUCAGGGGCUUGAAUGGUUCUAUGGCGUAUUUGAAGACUACGAGAACAUGGGGAACACCGAUCGUGAUUUGGGCGAUUUCUUGUAUCCCGAGAUGCUACCGUACCGAGGCGAGAAGGGGGCCGCCAAGGUGAAGUGGGAGACGGAGCGAAGAUUAGGAUACAAAUCCUGGCUCAGCAAGGCAAGUCCCGUCAUGUUCCCGUCCACUCGUAGAAUCCAACUUCGCAGGUCUGACAUUAAGCACGUGAAGAAUGGUCUUGCAAGGUACACUUAUGAGGACGGCCAAGCUGUGCGUGACAUUGCCAUCAAAGCCGUCGGUGUCUGGGACACAGUGGGCACCUUGGGAAUCCCUCCGGCUCCUUUCGCCAACACUCAGAUAUCAGACCACGUGGAGAACGCGUUCCACGCCCUGGCUCUCGAUGAACCUCGGUACGCGUUCCGCCCAGCGCUGUGGGAGAAGCUCGAUGGCAACAAAACCAACCUCAAGCAGGUUUGGUUCCCGGGCAAUCACGCCGGCAUCGGAGGGGGUUGGCACGAGCAGCAAAUUGCCAACAUCACCCUGGCCUGGAUGUGUGACCAGCUGUCUACCAUUGGGGUUGAGUUCAACCAGGGCCGAAUGCAAGACAUCUUCACGCAAAGCCUGCGGUACUCUGCCGGACAUCCAUUCUCCUAUGUCCCUUCGAGCCAAUGGACGUCGUGGCUGUGGCCAAAGCAGCAACUGCCGUGGGCAAACCCCAAGAUCUGUCCGGUCGAGGCAUCGGGUAUUCGUCGCGACGAGUCUGAAUGCGACGGAAAGGACCGCCAUCCCAUAGGCAGUGAGCAAGAGCUGUGGAAGACGGCCCGUCCCUGGGGCCUAGGUCAGAUCCGGUAUCCCACCAGUCGACUCCAGACCAUGGCGGGGACCACUGUCCGGCACCCCGGGACUUUCAUGCGUACUGAUCCGGAAACCAACGAGGACACCGAACAGCCUUUGCUCCACACGAAUGAGAGAAUCCACAGUAGCGUGAGGGUCCGUCUAGCCUGCCAGGGCCUGGGAAUGGACGACGCGGAAAUAUGGGACUGCAAGCCUCUCACCAGGAACGACGAUGGAGGAGAGCUCUGGAAGCUUGAACGCGGGUCUAGGUUAGACCUCUCCUCGUCUGCCGAGAACCGUAAGCCAAGGGAGUUGGAUGUUGACGCCGAGGGCUACGACGCCAGGCUCUAUCCCGUCGAGAAGGACGACGGGCUCUGGCAGUGGGUUUUUGCUGGUGCAGAUGGGCACCCCGAAGCCGUUCCGCUUGUUACAACCCUGCCGGAGGAGCCCAUGACGGGAUACUGGGAACGGUACCUGCUUGCAUUGACAGCGGGAAGCCCCGACGUGUGGAGGUGGGCGGAGGAGAACCCUCCCUUUGGCUUGAGCUAG
This is a messenger RNA of Colletotrichum higginsianum IMI 349063, 1800 nucleotides long. Its product is annotated as Peptidoglycan binding domain-containing protein. The record is from RefSeq and is a predicted model, not a curated record. The transcript is spliced from 5 exons. NCBI's taxonomy places the organism in Eukaryota, Fungi, Ascomycota, Sordariomycetes, Glomerellales, Glomerellaceae. Bases 1 to 1800 code for a protein of 599 amino acids.